Molecule: messenger RNA, 253 nt
Organism: Otolemur garnettii (small-eared galago)
Lineage: Eukaryota; Metazoa; Chordata; Mammalia; Primates; Galagidae
Product: cytochrome c oxidase subunit 6C-like
Exons: 1
Coding region: 26-253 (75 amino acids)
Biological process (GO): mitochondrial electron transport, cytochrome c to oxygen
Source: RefSeq, a predicted model, not a curated record
CAAUCCAUCAAGGAUAGUAACUACCAUGGCUUCCAGUGCUUUGGCCAAACCUCAGAUGCGUGGCCUCUUGGCCAGGCGCCUGUGGAUUCAUAUUGUUGGAGCAUUUGUUGUAUCCUUGGGGGUCGCAGUUUUCUAUAAGUUUGCUAUGGCUGAACCAAGAAAGAAGGCAUAUGCAGAUUUCUACAGAAAUUAUGAUUUUAUGAAAGAUUUUGAGGAGAUGAGGAAGGCUGGUGUCUUUCAGAGCAUAAAAUAA